Diachasma alloeum is the source of this 1149-nucleotide messenger RNA. RefSeq lists its product as uncharacterized. The transcript has 2 exons. NCBI's taxonomy places the organism in Eukaryota, Metazoa, Arthropoda, Insecta, Hymenoptera, Braconidae. Bases 91 to 1032 code for a protein of 313 amino acids. The record is from RefSeq and is a predicted model, not a curated record.
AUGAUGCGAAUUCUAACCUACGACUGCCGGAGAAAAUAUUCGGAGGUGAAUUAAUUGUAGAUAUUUAUUGGAGAAGAUUGAUUUCUCAAAAUGUCAGGGCAAUCGAGGAGAUUAUUCGAGGCUCUGACGUCGAGAAUCAAUCGCUCGCCACUGCUGACUAGUGUCGUGGAAGGCGCUGCUGAAAAAGCUCACAAUCUUCAGAGUAAGGCAACCGAAAAAUAUGACACAUUAGUGAAGCAUGUUCACGGCAACACCACCACAAUAAUCCAGGACUUCCACAAAGCCGCCCUCCAGCCAUCCACCCCGAUCCCAGUAAAACUGGUGAACUGGUGGAAAUGGUACCAACAAUUGACGGGUCUGGAGGACGUCGAAGUGGCAAAAAGACAAGUUAUAGCAAUCCAGGAUAAGCUAUUCCACUGUCAGGACCAACGACGGGAUCUAAUGAACCAGGCCCGAGUGGUUGCUGACAAAUUGAAGGAUAUUUAUGGAGAACUGGUGCAGACAAAGAGGGAGGAUCCUAAGUACGUUCAGUUGACGAUAAUGGAGAAUAAAGGGCUGCAAGAGCAGAGCAGAGUCAUGGGGCAGUUACGACUGCUGGAGAAUGAAGAGAGGGAUCAUUUUACGCAGCUGGCUACUGCGAUCAAAGAAUAUCACGACAGUCAAUCUAUGAAUGCACAGAAAUAUAGAUAUUUAUCAAUUCUCGCAUCAGCUGGAAUCGCUGUUCUGUCCCUUGGGGGAUCGAUGAUUUAUAAUAAUCGAAGAAUAGCUGACGUUCGGAAUGUCAUCGCCUCGGGGCAAACUAAAAAUGAAACAUUGUUUCGCGAGUAUUUUGAUUCGUUUGAAAGAAGUAUAAAUAAACAACAGGGAUUUUUUAAUUCUUGGAGGAAUGAAACUGUUACACCUGCGCCCACACCUACACCUGUGGUGAACAAUCCGCCCCCUCAACAUACAUCUAAAAUUGUAAACGAUAAAGUCAUAAUGAUAGGUGCAAUACUUUUUGUAUGCUAUGUUCUAGGUAAAAUCACUUCAUGAUUGUUGAGUUUUUUAUUGGAAUUUGUGAAGACUUGCCAGGGGUUUGAGUUGUAACAUAGGUAGAUGUGAAAAAUGCAUUUGUAUAUUGUAAAAUAAAUUGAAUUUUUGAUAUUUCCA